Molecule: messenger RNA, 1023 nt
Organism: Coffea arabica (coffee)
Lineage: Eukaryota; Viridiplantae; Streptophyta; Magnoliopsida; Gentianales; Rubiaceae
Biological process (GO): DNA integration
Molecular function (GO): nucleic acid binding
Source: RefSeq, a predicted model, not a curated record
AUGGAGGUUUACAUGGAUGAUAUCAUAAUUAAAUCGAAGAAGGUAGAGGACUAUUUGGUUGAUUUGAAGAAGUUGUUUGAAAGGUUGAGAAGAAUGUCAUCAAGAUUCUUCUUGAAUGGAGAAGUGUUAUACAAGAGAACAUCUGAUUUGGGUCUUUUGAGAUGCAUCGAUGAAGAGGAAACUGACUAUAUGAUGAAAGAAGAAGUAUGUCAAAUAUCAAAUAUUGGUGAUGUUAUGCAUGCCCCUUCUACAGAAUUGCAUAGCAUGACUGCUCCGUGGCCUUGUUCAAUCUGGGGAAUGGAUGUGAUUGGAACAAUUGAUCCUCCUGCUUCGAAUAGGCAUCGAUUCAUUCUAGUGGCAAUUAAAUAUUUCACCAAAUGGGUUGAGGCCGCAUCCUAUAAUCAUGUGACUAAGAAAGUGGUGUCAGAUUUUUUGAAAAAUAAUAUCAUUUGUCAUUUUGGAGUACCGGAGACAUUGAUCACUGAUAAUGCCAAGAACCUCAACAAUGAUAUGGUGAAUGGAUUAUGUGAACAGUUUAAGGUUAGGUAUCAAAAUUUUGCCAUUUACAGAUCUCAGAUAAAUGGAGCUGUCGAAGCUGUAAAUAAGAAUUUGAAAAAGAUCAUUCGUAAGAUGACUGAAGCACAUCGAAAUUGGCAUGAGAAACUGCCUUAUGGAUUGAUGGCGUAUAGAACUACGAUCAGGACUUCUACCGGAGCAACUCCUUACUCUCUUAUUUGUGGAAUGGAAGCAGUAUUGUUUGCAGAAGUUGAAAUUCCUUCCUUAUGCAUUCUGAUAGAAGCUCAGAUAGAUGAAGCGGAAUGGGUCAGGAAACGUUAUGAGCAAUUGUCUCUAAUUGAUGAAAAAAGGUUGAAUGUCAUCUGUCAUGAUCAAUGUUAUCAACAAAGAAUGGCUUAUACUUAUAACAAAAAAAUUAAGUUUCGUUUGUUUGAAGUCGGAGAUAAGAUUUUAAAACGAAUUCUUCCAAUGCAAGAGGAGACUAAAGGAAAGUUUGCGCCUAAAUAG